GUGGUGAUCAUCUCCUCCUCGCCAGUACCAUACAUCUCGCCCAGCAUGUCAGGGUCUACGCCCCCCGCAGACAUGCCUCCCCUCUUUACGUCUGCCCCUACCAUGUCAUGGAAGGUCUCCGACAAGCUCCUCCUGGCUCAGGCAGUACAUCACCUCGGUGAGGCGCCCCCCAAUUGGGUCAACGUCUCCAAUCUGAUGCUCGCUCAUCCCCUCAUCAAGACUCCGGGUCGCCUAAAGGCGGCGCAGGAGGCUGGCACCACACUCGUUCGCGUAUUCGGCAGCAGAGAGUGUGAGAGAACCUGGACAGCGCUCAUGAGGAGCAACAAUCUCGUCAUCGGAGGCGAAGAGGAAGUGGAGAGCUCAGCAGUGAUCUUGAAGCAAAGGCCCAAGGAAGCCCGAGGGCUGCCCCCGAAGAUGGACCGUAAGAGCCAGCUGGCACUGGCACAGAUCCUUUAUGCGGAGAGAAUGGAAGAGCUGAGAGACAGCAUCAAGAAGAAGGAAGAGGAGUUCAAGGCGCUCAUUGCGAAGAUCGACCGCCUCAAAUCAGCAGAGGCAGACAGCCAGCUGCAGGAAGAAUUGGCGAAGCAGGUACCCCCGGCUGUCCAACCCUCUAGCGGUGCUGCAUCCUCAUCCAAGGCUGAUCAAUCUACGUCCGCCACCGGUCGCACCUCUCCGGUCCCUCUACCUCAGGAUACCUCUAUGGCCGGCCAACCACCCCCUAGUCCCACCUCGUUGCGAGCUCGAGUACGAUCCAACAGAGGCCGCGCGCCAGACACACCGUCAGAGGCUGCAAAUCUGUCCCACGGUCGCAGUGCCGAGCACAAGGAUAUCACUGCGGCGUCCGGAGAUGGUGAAGAACCCGCAGGAAUGGAGCAGACCGAAGCAGAAGGGGUGGAAGCAGCGCUUGGUGGCCCUCAAUCUGCAGAGGACAAGGGUGACGCUGAUGAGUCCAACCAUUUCGCAGAGUCCUCGAAAGGCCCGAAAAGAGAGCGCUCGCAUGAGGACGCAAAUUCAGAGGCCGAGGAUGAGGAAGACAAGAAUGUGGACUCAGCCAGCAAGGCUAAUGCUCGCGAGGCGAAAAGAACCCGAUCCUCCACGAUCAACAGCACAACAGCAAACACCGAAGAGAUGGAGAGCGCUUCGCCGCUUUCUGCGAAGAAAGCCAGACCAGCACCUCUCCAGCGUCGUUCCCGUCGAGGCGAGCCGGCUCCAGAACCAGAAGAGUCCGCAGGAGCGGACGCAGGGGAUGCGGUAGUCACACCUACAAGGCCUACUGCAACAACGCGUCGAAGCGCACGGCAGUCUCGAGAAGCGUCGGCUGUUGAAGACGUCAGCAUGGAUGAGGAGAUCGCAGAUGAAGAAGGCAAGGAUGUCGGCGACAGUCCGCUUCUUCCCGCCCGAGGUGGCAAGAGGGAAGGACCUCGUCGUGCUUCUAGCUCAGCCCGUCACAGCGUCGACAGCGGCAGGGAGCGGGAAAAAGACAGCGCCAAGGACAGGAACAAGGAAAGGGAGAAGCGCCGAAAGGCUAAUGAGAAGCUUUUGCUGCAGAUCUGGACCGAAGUUAGCGCCCAUACUCACGGUAAUCUUUUCCAGAAUGAAGUCAAGGAGUCGGAUGCACCUGACUAUCACGGCCUCAUCAGGCGUCCAACGUCCCUCAAGACCAUCAAGUCGCAAAUCAAAGAGGGAGAAAUAACUACAGCAACUCAGAUGAGGCGCGCAUUCAACCACCUCUUCGCAAAUGCCAUGAUGUACAACAGGCCAGGUAGUGAAGUCAGUAGAAUGGCCAAAGAGAUGCGACAGGCCACGGAAAGUAUCAUCGACCGCUUCGAAGAGACUAGGAGUUUGAGUGCUCGCCGAUGAGACUGCCGAUGUAUAGAGAGCCGGGUGUGGGUGGGAUGGUCUCGACUUUGUCAUGUCAACCCAUGUGAUUCUUUCAUGACAAUGUGACUUACUUCACAACCUCAUUUGAUCCUGCC
Molecule: messenger RNA, 1976 nt
Organism: Microstroma glucosiphilum
Lineage: Eukaryota; Fungi; Basidiomycota; Exobasidiomycetes; Microstromatales; Microstromataceae
Exons: 3
Coding region: 73-1860 (595 amino acids)
Cellular component (GO): NuA4 histone acetyltransferase complex
Molecular function (GO): protein binding
Source: RefSeq, a predicted model, not a curated record